GCUGCGCUGAAUUUGUCAUAUCGCCCAGUAUUUAAGAUGGCUCCCUACAUGGCAUACCUCGUCUUCCAACACUCCUCUUCUUCCCACUCGGAUCAUUGUUGCCCAUUAGCCAACUGCCUUCUUCUUCAAAUCUUCACCCCCUGAGCCACCAAGUCAGCCACUAUGGCUAGCUGGCUCUUCGGUAAGGCCAAGGACUUAUCGUCCAACGCCACAUCCGCUCUUCAAUCGCAGCCGGUGCCUACCCCUACCAGCGGUUUUCUGUCAUCUAUCCUGCCUUCAUCAGUCUCAUCCCUCUUACCUUCAUCAGUCUCAUCCCUCUUGCCUUCGUCCGUCUCGUCCUUCUUGCCAGAGUCCAUCUCAUCUAAAUUGCCAUCCUUGCCAUCACUGUCUUCCUUCUCGCCGGAGUCAUUGGCCAAGUCAGCUCUAUCUGGACUCAAGUCUAGCGGGCCGACGGCCGUGAUCGGUGCUUUGCUGGCUUACGGCUUGUACGCAACGGUAGGCCAGAAGCUGCCACAGAAAUACAAGGACCUCUUGUGGAAAUAUGUCAGCAAACUACUGUCGUCGGUUUUGCCAGUCGAUAAGUUCCCCUUCUUGAAGCCUUUGUUGGAAAAGGGGCCCCCAGACGACCUUCUCAAAUCCCUUGGGCUCGACAAGGUUCCAGGCAUCGAGAAGUUAGUGUCCGCAGUUAAACCAAAGCUUCAACAUCCACAGGGGACAUUGUCGGCACUUGAAUCUAUCAAGGGCAUUGCGCCCGGCAUUCUUUCAAAGUUGAAUCCCCUCAACAGCAAGCUUUUCAACAAGAGAAAAAUUGAGCAGCAAGAGGAUGACGAAAAGUAUCAGGCCGGAGAGACUUAUGGCAAGCCCGAAGCCCUGUCGACUGGCCUGAAAGAGGAUCUCAAGGCCGUUGGUCUAAAAGCAGCUCACAGUGAUUUGAAGACCCUCCUAGAGCUGCUCCAAAACAAGCCUAUGGAUGAUCGAAAAAUGACUCUGGAGAAGGUCAUGGCCCUCACGGCCUCUCUUCCCCGAUCCUCGAAGGCACGCGAGAAGCUUUCGGGCGUCAUCGUGAACAAAUUGUGGACAGAUCUUCAACACCCUCCACUUAGCUACCUGGGCGACAAGUAUCGGUUCCGGACACCUGACGGGAGCUACAAUAACCCCAUGAUUCCCGACCUUGGCAAGGCGGGAAGCCCUUAUGCCCGCACUGUCCGAAAAAUCGAAGCUACGCAUGGUGUCCCUCCUGACCCGGGCCUUCUUUUUGAUUUGUUCAUGGCACGUACCGACGAGACAUUCAAAGAGAACCCCGCCGGUAUCUCGUCUGUGUUGUUCUACCAUGCAACCAUCAUCAUCCACGACAUUUUCAGAACGAACAGAUUCGAUAGCAGCAUAUCAGACACGUCGUCAUACCUUGACCUUGCUCCGCUCUACGGGUCAAGCCUCGAGGACCAACUCAAGAUUAGGACUAUGGAGAAGGGCUUCCUCAAACCGGAUACGUUCCAUGAGCGAAGACUUAUCGGCCAACCGCCUGGUGUCAACAUCAUGCUCAUCAUGUACAGCCGCUUCCACAACUACGUGGCUGAUGUGCUCUUGAAGAUCAACGAGGGAGGGAGGUUCACGCUUCCCCCGACAAAGAAUGAGGAAGAUGAGAAGAAGGCCUUGGCCAAGCAGGACAAUGACCUGUUCAACACCGCAAGACUCAUCGUCAAUGGAAUGUACAUCAACAUUUCGCUGCAUGACUACCUCCGUGGCAUCACCAACGUGCACCAUUCGAAGAGUGACUGGUCCAUAGACCCAAGGAUGGAAGUCAACAAGCUUUUCGAUCCCGAAGGUACGCCGCGAGGAGUUGGAAACCAGGUUUCAGCCGAGUUCAACCUGUUGUACCGUUUCCACCCGGCUAUCUCGAAGCGGGACGAGAAGUGGUUGAACGAGUUCUUUGAAAGCAUCUUCCCAGAGAACACUAAGCCCCUUGACCAGUUGACCCCAGAGGAAUUCAUCCAGGGCCUCUUCCGAUUUGAGCAGAGUAUUCCUGCCGACCCCGGCAAGCGCGAGUUUGGCGGCCUCAAGCGUGGGCCCGAUGGCCGCUUCAAUGACGCCGACCUCGUCAGGGUCAUGAAAGAGAGCAUGGAGGAUCCUGCAGGCCUCUUCGGAGCGCGCAUGGUUCCCAAAGCGCUGAAAAUCAUUGAGGUCACCGGUAUUUUGACGGCUCGCAAGUGGCAGCUCGGCUCGCUCAAUGAGAUGCGCCAAUUCUUCAAACUCAAGCGAUACGAUACCUUCGAGGACAUCAACCCCGACCCAGAAAUUGCAGACCUGCUGCGGAAGCUGUACGACCACCCAGACAUGGUUGAAAUGUAUCCAGGUAUGAUGAUCGAGGACAUCAAGCCCCGUAUGGACCCUGGUUGCGGAAUCGGUGCACCGUACACUGUGGCGCGAGCUGUCUUCAGCGACGCUGUUUGCCUAGUACGUUCGGACCGGUUCUUGACGAUUGACUACACGGCAUCCAACCUGACCAGCUGGGGCAUAAACGAGGUCAAUCCAGACCUCGAUGUGUGCGGCGGUUCUAUGUUCUACAAACUCUUCCACCGCUCCUUGCCUGGGUGGUUCCCGUACAACUCGCUUCAUAUCAUGCAACCCAUGUACACAAAGAAGAUGAACGAGCAGAUUGCUACUGAGAUAGGGACGAUCGAUCAGUACUCCAAGGCAGACCCGAAACCACCACCCAGGAAAGUCAUCGUAACCAAGCAUUCAAUUGUCACUGGCGUGCUGGGCGACCAGACGGCAUUCCGAGUUCCAUGGGUAACAUACAACGAGUUGUUUCCGGGCAAGAAAGAUUACAACGGCUUCAUGCUGGCAGGCGACACCCCUGCUCACAAGGCUCAGCACAAAUUGUUGGCUGAGAUCCUUUACACGCCCGCCGAGUUCCCUAAACUGCUCACUGACACGGCAGUGAAGUAUGGAGAAGAGUUUUUAAAGAAGGAAACGCUGUCGUUGAGCAAGGAGUUGGACCAAAUUGAUAUCCUCCGAGAUGUUGCGAUCCCUCUGAUGACCAGGCUCUUGGCCGAUCUCUGGAGUCUUGACCUCAAGACUCCGGAGGAUCCUUCAGGUAGUCUGAGCAUCAAACAGAUCUACAAAUACCUCGUAGAUCUUCGUGAGUUUGGUUUCAACAACACCGACCCGGCUAGGACGUGGCGUAAGAGGUUGUCGGCGCAAGACGCGGCCAAGGUCAUGACGGCAUCGACGUUGAAGUGUAUCGAGCGGAGGCAAUCUGCAAGCCCUGUAGCAGCAGCAAGUGGCGCCGCAAGUGCCGCUGCAACCAAGAGCAAAGGCUUCAUAUCGAAGGCCACUUCGUCGGUUACCGGUGCUGUUACCGGUGCCCUAUCAAAGGUCCCAGUUGUCGGCAAAUGGUUUGGUGGUGGUGGUGGUGGUGGUGAUGGCUCCGCCGCUGCAAAAGCUACAGAAACCAUGGGAGCCGGGUCGCUUAGGUGGUACGGAGACCAGGUCGUCAAGGAACUGAGGGAGGCGGGCAAUACACUCGAGGAGACUGGGGAUCUCUGCUGGCUCACCGCUAUUGCCGCUGUUGGCGCGUCUGUCUGCCUGUUCGCCGAUGUGUUGACCUUCUUCUUGAAAGAGGAAAACAGUCACCAUUGGGCCAAGAUUCAAGACCUGGCAUCCGACACGACAAACUCCGAGAUUGCCGAUAAAACACUGCAGCAGUACGUUCUUGAGGCUGGAAGGAUUUCCGGUACCUCAGCCGUGGCGCGGGCCUGCGCCGCACCCAAAACUAUUGACGGCCAGGAAUUCAAGCCCGGAGACGUUGCCGUUUUGCUUUUAGGCCCAGCGAGCAAUGACAAGGAUUUCGUCCCAGACCCGCAGAAAUUUAAACUGGACCGCCCCGACGAUACUUACCUGCGAUGGGGCUCUGGUGUACACAUGUGCCUAGGAAAACAGAUUUCGCUUAGCUACGUUACGGCUCUGAUCAAGCUCUCGGCCAGGCUGAAGAACCUAAGGCCUGCGCCUGGCGAUAUGGGAGUAUUGAAGAGCGUCACCUUGGACACAGGAACGUACUAUCUCAACGACAGUUGGGACUAUUUGUCUGCCGACCCGACCACUUGGAAAGUGCACUUUGAGGGGUACGGCAAGGGAACGCACAAGUUUGAUCCCGCGGCGACUGCAGGCCGGAACUUGACCGCGCUGUACAACUCUCUGGUGAAGCAAGACCAGGAGGGCCCCAAGGGCGUGACCCCCCGUGCAGAGAUCCAGCAAGAAGCCAACGGCGUCAAGCCCGAGCCGGAAAAAGAGACUUCGAAUCCUCCAGCGGAUAAGAAGUCCGACGGUUGGUCUUUUGACGGCAUCAAUGCUCCAGGUGAGAACGGCAAGGCCCCUGGGGUGUUGAAACAUGCUCUAUCCUCCCUCUCCGGGAGUAAGUAGUGACUCGAACAUUCGUAGAUGCAGAGGCUGCACCGCAGCCGGAACCGCAGCAGGCGGAGCCGCAGCCUGAGGAGGAGCCAGAGAAGGAGCCAGGAAAGGAGCCGGAAAAGGAGCCGGAAAAGGAGCCGGAACAAGAAGCACAGCCAGAGCCUCAGCCCGAAGCUCAGACGCAGCAAAAAGAUGCCGAAGAAGAAAACCCACCACCAAAGCCAGUUGGCGAUGUCAUUCACG
This is a messenger RNA of Aplosporella prunicola CBS 121167, 4653 nucleotides long. RefSeq lists its product as uncharacterized. Lineage: Eukaryota; Fungi; Ascomycota; Dothideomycetes; Botryosphaeriales; Aplosporellaceae. The coding region runs from base 163 to 4422 and encodes 1419 amino acids. Gene Ontology annotation, biological process: response to oxidative stress. Gene Ontology annotation, molecular function: peroxidase activity; heme binding; oxidoreductase activity, acting on paired donors, with incorporation or reduction of molecular oxygen. The record is from RefSeq and is a predicted model, not a curated record. The transcript is spliced from 10 exons.